Molecule: messenger RNA, 1910 nt
Organism: Oncorhynchus mykiss (rainbow trout)
Lineage: Eukaryota; Metazoa; Chordata; Actinopteri; Salmoniformes; Salmonidae
Product: PI-PLC X domain-containing protein 1
Biological process (GO): lipid metabolic process
Molecular function (GO): phosphoric diester hydrolase activity
Source: RefSeq, a predicted model, not a curated record
UGCUGAAGAGAAUGCGGAAGCAAGAAUAGGACCAAAUGGGAAAGGGCAUUUUCAUCUGUUUCUAGUCACAGACCCGGGUGAAAUCCAACAUAUCUACAACAUUUUAACUGUGGUCCUGCUACAUUCCGCUCGCUGUUUACAAGCUAUCAUCAAUAGUAGAUAUCAAUAGGUGGUGGAAAUGGAGCGCAGAGACGCAUCGUCCACUAACGCAGACUGGAUGUCUCAACUGCCAGAGGAACUGUGGGGUACACCGCUUUGGGACCUGGCGAUACCCGGGAGUCAUGACAGCAUGAGUUACUGCCUGGAUACACACUCUCCUGUCUUGGGGUCUGAGUCGUUUAUGCUGCAGUUUCUGGAUCGACUGGCACCCUGCAUUGUACGCCCCUGUGUCUACCGCUGGGCCACCACACAGGCGUGGAGUAUUCCUGAUCAGUUGGAUGCUGGAAUCCGGUUCUUCGAUCUACGGAUCGCUCAUAAAAACAUUAAAAAUACAUUCAACACACAAGACAUGUUAAAAACACACAACACAGAUGACACGCUGUAUUUUGCACACGCGAUUUAUACACUACAGACUGUAAAGGAGGCCCUGUCAACCAUGGCUGUGUGGUUGGAGCAGCACCAGAAGGAGGUAGUGAUCCUGUCCUGUUCCCACUUCUACCUGCUGACGGACUCUGAGCACCAGGCCCUGGUCUGCUACAUCACUCAGCUGUUUAAAGACAAACUCUGCCCCCCACAGGAGACUCCCUAUCUGAGCCAGUGCUGGGAUCUGGGGCAGCAGGUCAUAAUUUCGUACGACGAUGAGACGAUUCUUCACCAACACAAGCAACUGUGGCCUAAGAUCCCUUACUGGUACGCUGACUCGGCAGACCCCAAAGAGGUCAUUUCUUACCUGGAGGAGCGGCAGAAGGCCCAAGGAAGAGCAGCUCAUUUCUUCACCUCUGGGCUGAACCUGACGGAGGACACUGCUGUGGUGGUCUGCAACCCCUGUCUGACGAUGAGGAAGUUAACAAUGAAGAGUUUCUCCCUGCUGCUGGACUGGGUGGAGAAGCAGACUCCUGGACCGAACCAGACCGCUGUCAACAUCAUCUGUGGAGACUUUGUGGGUCUGAACCACUUUGCCUCUGUGGUUAUCGGGCUCAAUAAGAAACUGCUGAAGACAGAGAGCCACAGAUGACUCACAAGGGACGGAAUGAGAAAGAGACCGACAGAUAAACAUGCACAGAAUCCCAAAUGGCUUCUAGCUCCUUCUCCCUAUGCAGUUGUGGAGAUCUGAGAGGUUUGGUUAGGUGUAAUCAACAUGGUACUCUGACACACCUGAUCUAGUGUGUCAAACUCAUUCCAUGGAGGGCCUACUGUCUGUAGGUUUUUUGGUUUUUCCUUUCAUUUAGACCUAGACAACCAGGUGAGGGGAGUUCCUUGCUAAUUUGGGAGGAGCAAAAACCCACAGACACUCGGCCCUCCGUGGAAUGAGUUUGACACGUGCACUACUAGAUCAUAGGAAUGAGUUUGACACGUGCACUACUAGAUCAUAGGAAUGAGUUUGACACGUGCACUACUAGAUCAUAGGAAUGAGUUUGACACGUGCACUACUAGAUCAUAGGAAUGAGUUCCCAUGUUUCCCUAUGUCUACCUACAGCACAGGGUGGCAGGUUUACUGUGUUGAUAAUGAGUAUGAUGGAUACAAUGAAAGGUUUUUGCAUUCUAAAGUGAUGCCACAGGAAAAGUUUCAUCAGAUGGACAAUAUAAUUUAUUUUUUAUAUGCAAAUACACUACAUGCAGGGGCAAAUACAUAAAUGUCUAUUGAACUUUAUCCGUUUGAGGCAUCUUUAUUUCAAACAUCAACAACACCUUGAAAUUGUCAUGUUACAGCAGGUGUGACUUUAUAAAAUAAACCACUUCCUCACAGCUGA